AUGACUCACUGCAAUGCACGAAGCCAAACAUGGAUUCCCGAGAAUGUUGGGGAGCCUAGACUGCAUGCAUUGAGGAUGGAAGAAUUGCCCAGUGGCUUGGCAUGGCACUCCACGCUGUUCAAUGACGUUUUAUCGGGCACUGAAGCGGCGGUGCACUUCGUCGCCAACAAUGCUCACUACACUAGAGGCUACUACUUAACUGACGGCAUCUAUCCUGAUUGGCCGGUGUUCGUCAAAAGCUUCCAGUUUCCAAACGAUGAGAAGAAGCGGAGGUUUAAGUUGAUGCAAGAAGCUGCAAGGAAGGAUGUGGAACGAGCUUUCGGUGUUCUUCAGGCUCGUUGGGGUAUUAUCAAAGGUUCGUCUCGUCUAUGGAAGCAGGAGCACAUGAGCGCUAUCAUGUUUACGUGCAUCAUAUUGCACAACAUGAUAAUCGGGGAUGAAGGAGAAACCGGUGCAACUUUUGAUGGAGACGGCAGUGAGGGAUCAAGUUCCCUUCCUCAGACACAGUCGACUAUAUGGCCCGGAGUGCAAGCUUGA
Molecule: messenger RNA, 537 nt
Organism: Salvia miltiorrhiza (redroot sage)
Lineage: Eukaryota; Viridiplantae; Streptophyta; Magnoliopsida; Lamiales; Lamiaceae
Exons: 2
Coding region: 1-537 (178 amino acids)
Source: RefSeq, a predicted model, not a curated record